Molecule: messenger RNA, 2211 nt
Organism: Ananas comosus (pineapple)
Lineage: Eukaryota; Viridiplantae; Streptophyta; Magnoliopsida; Poales; Bromeliaceae
Product: ubiquitin fusion degradation protein 1 homolog
Exons: 9
Coding region: 969-1946 (325 amino acids)
Cellular component (GO): VCP-NPL4-UFD1 AAA ATPase complex
Molecular function (GO): polyubiquitin modification-dependent protein binding
Source: RefSeq, a predicted model, not a curated record
CGACUCAAAACGCAAUCACGGCCCACGGGAAACCCGACCCAACUCUGAUUCCAAGUGCGACUCUGAUUCGACCUAAAUCCAGGAUUUAAACCCUCCGUCCCAACUCAAUUUUGUCCUACGACAAAUCCUCGAUUCUCCGUGCUCUCUCCCUUCAAUUCCCUGCGCUUUUCUCCUCUCAUCAAUUCUCUACGAUACGAUUUCGAGGGUCCUUGAAGGUUGUUCUUCCUGAUUAUUCACAAUGAAUCUUGGACGGUAUCGACCGCAUGAUUUCUACAGAGAUUCUUUCAAGCAAAUUUAUUGCUGUCGCUCAGCAUCUUCUGUCAAAAAGGUUUGCUGUUCCUUGCACGCUUUUUUCAAUGUCGUUAUGUGGAUUUCAAGCUUAUAAAGGACGAAACUUAGGGACUAUUAUAAAAGAGGUAAUUGAUCAGCAGGAGUUUCAGCUAAGUAUAUGAAUUUCUUAGAUAUUUUUUGAACAGUAGAGAGACCUAUUGUCUAAGUUAUUUAUUUAAUAACUCGCUGAUUUUUUCUUAUGUUGAAUAAAUCAUUUGAUAUGUACUACAAUUCCUGUCAUUUCAUAGCAGAUAUAUUGUAUGGUGUAUUUUAAAUAGUUCAGCUUAAAAUUAGUAUCCUUUGAACUAAGAGUUAUAUGAAUGAUAAAAAUGCACUUUUUAAGCUUUUGCAUAAAUAACCAAUAUUUGAGUUGAAAAUUACCUUUCUAUGUUUUAGUUCUUAAAAUUUAUAAAUUCAGUAUCAGAUAUGAUUAUUGGAUCAGUGGUAGGCGUUUAAGUUUCUUUCUUGUUGAUGCACCCUCUGCACGCCUUACUUUGUCGGCUAUAGAUCAUCUACUGCUGUGAGCACAUGCUUUACUUUCUCUUUUGACGCUACCAAUUUGGCUUUGUAGCUAGUUAUAUCAUAAUGCUUUCGGUGCUUUGUUAAGACUUGCAAUAUUAUAGAAAUUACACUUGAAAAUGAAAAACUUCUUAAAGAGUCCUUCAUCUGUUCUCUUCAUUUUGGGAACAACAUUGUUCCCGUAUUUUAACAAAUUGAGUUUCUUUGUGCAGCCACAUCUGGAAUUUGGUGACAAAGUCAUAAUGCCUAUAUCUGCUCUUAAUCGGCUAGCAUCCUUAGAUAUUGACUAUCCAAUGUUAUUCGAGAUUCACAAUGAUGCCGCUGACCGAGUAUCGCACUGUGGUGUAUUAGAGUUUGUAGCAGAAGAAGGCAUGAUCUACAUGCCUAAUUGGAUGAUGCAAAAUAUGCUUUUACAAGAUGGAGACAUUGUCCAUGUGCAAAACACCAGUCUCCCUAAGGGCACAUUCGUCAAACUGCAGCCUCACACAAAAGACUUCUUAGAUAUCUCAAACCCCAGGGCCAUCUUGGAAAGAACCUUGAGGAACUUCUCCUGCUUAACCACAGGUGAUGGUAUUAUGGUAACUUACAACAACAAAAGCUACUACAUUAAUAUUCUGGAAACAAAGCCAGCUUCUGCAGUCGCUAUUAUUGAGACAGACUGCGAGGUGGAUUUUGCACCUCCGCUUGACUAUAAAGAACCUGAGAAGCCACAACAAGUUUCUACUACUACAAGCAAAGCUGAAGAUGCUAAUGCCAAAGCUGAAGCCGAACCAAAAUUCAUCCCUUUCACUGGUUCUAGUAAGCGCCUGGAUGGGAAGCCUAUAAAGCAGCAAGAACCAACAAUGUCUUCUCAUAUAACCGAUCACCGGAUUGAAGCAAAUAAGAAAAUAAAACUGGAGGAUACUGCAUCUACAUUGUUACAGAGUAGCAGUUCUGGUCAGAAACUAGGGAAACUAGUUUUCGGCUCAAGUUCAAGCCCUCAUGCUCCAAAAGAAAUACCAAAGGCUCCUAGGAAAGAAACGAAGACGGAGUCGCCGCAGCAAGAAGAGCCAAAAUUCCAACCAUUUACAGGGAAGAGCUUUUCCUUUAAGGAUUAAUCAGGACCUGCGAAGAUAAGUACGUCGGUUGAGAAUGUCAUCAGGAAUUAGGCUUAUCGUCGUUACACGCCAUGUUUUCGCCAGUGAAAUACCUCUACUGUAUAUCAUUUUUUCUAUUCUUUCAUUCUUUAUUUUCUCUUCUUCUUGAAAAAUAUAGCAUGUAGUCAAGGUAGGUGCUAUUUAAAACAUUUUUGAGUUUACAAUUUGAUGAACUGUAGCAUUAAUGAAUUAUUCAGGUUUGUCGCUUCAGAUUUUAGUGCUAGAA